CAUAAUAUUAACACCAUUAAAGUUAUCACUUCAAGAAUAUAGUAGUCUGGGCAUUACCUCAGUAGCCGAUAGAAAAAAAUUAUUCCACCUUGUUCAAAGCUUACGCCAGGAGACACCUAGUUUAGAAAAUGGGCUUGUUUCGUCUUCUUUAAAGCCUCUAUCUUACAAACACCGAUCUCCAUCUACAAACAAUGUGGAUACCGUUCGACGUGGAAGCACAGCGCAGAUCAUACAGUCACCCAUACCUACGCGUACACGCUCACGCACACUACCUUCACUUGAAAAGCCUGAUUUCAUGAGCGAUCGUGGUGAAGAAGCUGUAGAAGAGUCAGAUGAGGACGAUGAGGAAAAGUGCGAGAUUCGAAGAGGAUCUAAUCCACUUUUAGAUCCUUACGGUGUGCCUAUCAAAUCGAGGUAUCAACAGAAAUCGAGUCCUCUUGUUGUGAGCAGCCAACCGAGCGACUUAAAUCAAAAGAUACGCGUGUGUGUCAGGAAAAGACCAUUGAAUAAGAAGGAAAUUGAACGAGGAGAGAAAGAUAUUGCGCCUACCUGUGGCAUGAGAAGCAUUAAUGUGCAUGAACCCAAAAUGAAAGUCGAUCUGACAAAGUAUAUUGAACAACAUAGCUUCACAUUUGAUGAUGUAUUUGAUUCUGACGAAACGAACGAAAAGAUCUAUCAGAGAACGGCUCAACCAUUGGUCAAGUACGUAUUUGAAGGUGGAAAGGCGACCUGCUUUGCAUAUGGUCAAACGGGGUCAGGAAAGACGUAUACCAUGCUUGAUCCAAAACUUGGGUUGUACGUCUUGGCAGCUCGUGACGUAUUCCAUUUGAUUCAUCAACCACAAUAUGAACAUCUAUCAGCUUGGAUCGGAUUUUAUGAGAUAUACCAAGGACAGUUGUACGACUUGCUAAAUGACCGAAAAAAGCUCUUUGCUAGAGAAGAUGGCAAGCAAAAUGUGGUUAUUGUGGGCUUGAAGGAGUAUGUCAUCAAUAACGUUCAGGAUCUCAUGCAAGUCUUUGAAUAUGGGAGCCAGGCACGUAGCACUGGCAGCACGGGAGCCAAUUCGGAUUCUUCGCGUUCCCAUGCUGUGUUACAAAUCCUACUGAGGCCCACGAAGAACAGAAAAAAGAUCGUAGGCAAGCUUAGCUUCAUCGAUUUGGCCGGUAGUGAACGUGGUGCGGACCGUGGAGACGCUGAUGUCAAGACUAGAAUGGAAGGUGCAGAAAUUAAUAAGAGUCUUUUGGCUCUCAAGGAAUGCAUUCGUGCUCUCGAUCAGGAUAAGCGACAUACACCCUUCAGACAGAGUAAGCUAACUCAAGUGCUCAAGGAUUCGUUUGUAGGCAACUCUCGUACGUGCAUGAUCGCGACCAUCUCUCCUAAUCAAUCCAACAGCGAACAUACACUUAAUACCUUGCGAUAUGCCGACCGAGUGAAGGAGUUGAAGGGCGAAAAGGACACGAGACGUUCAAGCAUAGCUCAUCAACGUCAAUCGUCAUUUGAAGAGUAUCAAGAAAACGAGUUUUUUGAAUCAGACGAUCCUGAACUGUACAAUGACGUCGAAGAUGAUGACUUGCUCUUACACGAUCAAGACUUCCCUAGUGAUGGGGACGAUCAUAUUCUCGACGAAGAGUUUCCUCACGAAAACAAUUUGAAACGACACCCGCUUGAUGCGAUAUCUUCAUCUCCUUCGACAUAUCUCCAGGAACCACCACCUGUAAAGCAUACACCACAGCUUGACGACUGUCUCUUCUUUGACCCGACCACGAUCGAAUCCUUCAUUAAGUUUCAUCGAGCCCAGAUCAGAGAGGUGACCGAAUACUCCAAACAAGAAACAAAAUUACUGGCCAACUUUUCAUUAAGCUUGUCAAGCCGAAAAGAAGAAAAGAGUUCGUUAAGAGAUGAGCUCAAGACGUCAAGUGGUUUUAUUGAGUACUUGGAUAAUCUAGAUGAAAUACUGGAAAUGAAAACAGCAGCUAUUGAAGCAUUAAGAGACAGAAUUCGACAGGUAUUGUGCGAAGAAGAACUCUAAGCUACAAGUUGUAUACCCCCCUUAUCGAUUUAUGUACGUAUAUGUAUAUGCUUCCAUUCUUUUCU
This is a messenger RNA of Rhizopus microsporus ATCC 52813, 2094 nucleotides long. RefSeq names its product kinesin-domain-containing protein. Gene Ontology annotation, molecular function: microtubule binding; ATP binding; microtubule motor activity. The transcript is spliced from 4 exons. NCBI's taxonomy places the organism in Eukaryota, Fungi, Mucoromycota, Mucoromycetes, Mucorales, Rhizopodaceae. Gene Ontology annotation, biological process: microtubule-based movement. The coding region runs from base 296 to 2029 and encodes 577 amino acids. The record is from RefSeq and is a predicted model, not a curated record.